Molecule: messenger RNA, 2568 nt
Organism: Trematomus bernacchii (emerald rockcod)
Lineage: Eukaryota; Metazoa; Chordata; Actinopteri; Perciformes; Nototheniidae
Gene: atf6b
Product: activating transcription factor 6 beta
Biological process (GO): endoplasmic reticulum unfolded protein response; regulation of transcription by RNA polymerase II
Cellular component (GO): nucleus
Molecular function (GO): DNA-binding transcription factor activity, RNA polymerase II-specific; RNA polymerase II cis-regulatory region sequence-specific DNA binding
Source: RefSeq, a predicted model, not a curated record
AUUUCCUUGUCUGUCAUAUGCGAAGCUAAGGGAAGAAGAACCGAUUUAUCCUCUGGAUAAAUAAAUAUACCACUUUUCUAACGGAAGAAACACGCCAGGCAUUUGAAUUAUACAUGAUAUACAGCCUCAAUUUGACCCAGGUAGCUUAAUGCUAAAUUUAGCCGCCGUUUCGUAUCAGUGUUUGUUAAGCUAGCUGUUAUCACGUCGCUAUCUGACUGCAGCCCCCUGCUCUCCAAACACACCGCCUUUGUGGCUAUGAGUACGGAUUUACUUUCUGAUUUGGACAGUCGUUUCUUCGCUGAUAACCUCCUGACAAGCGAAGACUGGGAUGCCUGUCUGUACCAGUGUGAGAGCAUGGAGGAGGGCGAGGACGCUGACUUCAGCAGAGGGGUGAAACACGAGCCGGCGUUUGACAAUAACCUUGUGUUCACCCUCGAUCCUGACAACCCCACGUCGCCAUGGCAACACCUUGACGAAAACCUUCUCACAGGGGAGGCUCCUGUGAUAAAAAGUGAAAUGACCAUCACUAAGCCGUUACCUGUGGAAAUGUUGUUCCAGGUGAAGGCAGAGCCUCCCUCUCCUGCAUCCUCAUUCAGUUCUGAAUGCUCUGUAGCGUCCCCAGACCCUCAGAUCACAGUUAAAGGGGAAAACCCCCCCACUCCUCCCUACAUGUACGGAGACGUGUUGUCCCCUCCGCUGGGGUCCUUGGAGGUCACCGUGGCAACUUCAGCUAAACCAAAGGCCCAGCUACAGGCACAGCUACAGGCGCCGUUAGCAGCACAGAUCCCAGCAGUCCUCUGUGGGAUUCAGACGCAGGCCUCAGUUCUGCCGGGUCCAGCCACGUUAAAGGCCAGCUCCAUCCUGAGCACCAAACCUCUCAUCCAGCCCAGACCGGUGUGUGUUUCCAGCCUCCCCGUCACCCAGACCCCCGCAGCCCCCAAGGCCCUCAUCCUGCACGGCCUCCCCUCCAUGGACCAGAACAGACCUGUCGUCUUGUCUCAGUCUGUCUGCCUCGGUUCCACCCCGGCCAUCGUCAAAAUGGAGCCUUUGUCCCCCGGCAUCCCGCAGCACUGCCCCAGCCCCACAGCCCUGCCCUGCAGCAAACCCAUCGUUCCGGCAACGACAACGUUACCUGGCAACAACUGCAUGGAUAUCGAUAUGAAGGUGCUGAAGCGGCAGCAGAGGAUGAUAAAGAACCGGGAGUCUGCGUGCCAGUCGAGGAAGAAGAAGAAGGAGUAUCUGCAGACCCUGGAGGCUCAGCUGAGGGAGGCCCAGCAGGAGAACGAGCGUCUGCGCAGAGAGAACCAGGCGCUGAGGGAGAGGCUGGCCGGGAAGGAGGGCAGUGACUCAGCGAGCAACAAGCGAGCCGUGUGUGUGAUGGCCGUCCUGCUCUUCAUGACCUUCAGCUUCGGACCCGUCAGCAUCACAGACAGGAAGCUAACAGGUCUACAGGACGGGGUGGUGCCGUAUACGGGACGGAGACUGCUGGAGUUUGAACAACAACAACAACAGAAACAACAACAAAAAGCCCAUCAGCAGCAGGCGGCCCCCCCUCCGAGCAGAGUGGAGGACGGGACGGAGCUGGAGGAGGAGGCAGGAGACGAGGCUCCAGAGUCAUAUCAGUUCAGGAACCUGAGUGAUGUGUUCAGUGACAUGAAGGACCUGGUGCUGCAGGACAUCGAUCGGUACUUCAGCUCGUCAGACUGCAGACAGUUCAACCGCUCCGAAUCGCUCAGGCUGGCAGAUGAGCUGAGAGGCUGGGUCCAACGGCACCAGAUCGACAGGAAGAAGUCCGGAGGGAAACCCAAAAUAGCCAAGAAGGCCAAGAUCGCCCAGAAAGCUCAGCUGAGGAAGACAAACUUCUCCAGAUAUCUGCCCAUCCAGGCUCACCGCUCCAUAGAAAGCCAGCUGCAGGUGCUUCCUGGUCCGGAGGUCACCUACAGCGACUUCCUGGACGCCAUCGACCGGAGAGAGGACACUUUCUACGUCGUGUCCUUCAGACGGGAUCACCUGCUGUUACCGGCCAUCAGCCACAAUAAGACCAGCAGACCCAAGAUGUCUCUGGUGAUGCCCGCCAUGUCUGUCAACGAGAGUCUGUAUAACUCCUCUCAGGGCUAUGAGAUGAUGAUGCAGGUGGACUGUGAGGUCAUGGACACCCGCAUCGUCCCCAUCAAGUCCUCGGCCGUCCCGCGGUCUCUCCGCGACCCGCCUCCGCCCCCCCCCUCCGCCUCUCACAACCACCAUCACCACGGCAACCACACCUCACUCAGAGGGCGCCACCAUCAUCCUUCUUCUUCUUCUUCAGCACCGUCUCCCAGGCAACCUUUACCCCCCCGCAGGCGGACGGACGAAUAUUUAAUCAGCCAAUCAGAAGGGGUCUGAUGAGACUGACAGAUGAGAAGAAUUUAAUUGAAGAUGAAAGAAAUAUUCAAGCCUUGAGACGGACAUCUUUUAAAAAAAUAACUUCAUCAUCCCUCUGACAGGUAACUAACAGAAUUAUUUUCUUCCUGGAGAAGCUUUAUACAGUUUUCUGGAGAAAAAAAACAUCUAAUAAAUGAUUUUAUUCAA